UCAACAACAAAGAUGGCUGCCGAUAGACGCUAACUUCAAUUUGACAAGUGAAGGGUAAAUCAUGUAACGGUACGAUCCCAAAUCUGUUUGAAACGGUCUUGACAAAAGCAGAUUUCAUUCGAAUAGAAAUAAACAACCCUGCAGGUAUCUGAAGACACUAGGCUAACCUGUGAUCACCUACUCCAGAAGUUUAGACUGAAGGAGCGUGCCUGACCUCUGACCCCUGACCUCCAGUCCCAUCAUGGUGCUGAAGAUUUUCUUCCCUCAGUGCUGUAACAAGGCAGACAGUGGGCUGCUUGUGGGGCGAUGGAUCCCAGGACAGAACUCGGCCGUGGUGCUAGCUGUUAUCCACUACCCCUUCAUCCCUGGACAGGUCAAGCAGUACAUCCACCAGAUGCGUGGCCAGAGUGGGGUGGAUCUGACGGUGCUGGGCUCGUGGAGCAUGCCCAAGGAGGGCCAGGAGGGCAUGGAGAGUUUCCUCAGGGACCUCAGCACCAUCUUCCCCCAGGGACAGUGGCUCCAGCUCAGUAGAGAGAUGGGCAAGAUAGGCUUCAGGUGUCACGUCCUCACAAGGGACCAGAAUGGGAAGCUGAUACAACAAGAAAAGGAGCUGAAAGAGGAUGUAGGAACAAAGAGAGGAGGAGAGAAGGACAAGGUGAUCUUUAUCCACUAUGAACAGAGGAAGGUCAUGCUGUCUCAGCUGCACCCCAUAGAGAACGGGGUUCCUGACCCUCAAACUGAGUCACAACUACCACAGGUGUUUGGGACAGUGUGUCAGAGUGAGCCGCUGUUCUUCCUGGAUAAGUAUGAUGACGGUCCAGUGAAGAUGACCCACUGGCAAUCAGAGGGACGGGAGGGAUCCAUUAUAGUAGAACUGAUGAAACAGGCCUCGACACCGCUCUGUCUGCUAACCACCUGGAUGCUAACACUGUGGACCAGCCUCUGUAGUAGCAGGAUAUUGAAUGUGCACCCGAUGAGGUUCAUAUCCAGUAAGUUGUCUACGUGUGUUCAGCUGAGCUACAGAACAGAACACCUUCAGACAGUCUGCUCUCCUACCAGAGCCACCGCACACAACCACUUCAUGAGGAAAGCCAAUAUCUUUGUGUCGUUCUUUGUGGAUGUGUCUCUGGGCCUGCUGCUGGUGUCGUGGAUGUAUAGAGAGAACCGUAUAGGCAAACUGGCCAACACACUGGUACCUGCUGCUGACCAUGUAGCUAAAGAGCUGGAGGAGCUGUUGCAGUGGCUGAUGGGAGCUCCAGCUGGUCUGAAGAUGAACCGGGCUCUAGACCAGGUGUUAGGACGAUUCUUCCUCUACCAUAUACACCUGUGGAUCAGCUACAUUCACCUGAUGUCUCCGUUCGUUGAGAUGAUUCUGUGGUACGUGGGUCUGUCUGCCUGCCUGGGCUUGACCUUUGCCCUCUCCCUGCUCUCUGACAUCACCGCCCUGCUCACCUUCCACAUCUACUGUUUCUACGUCUAUGGAGCCAGGCUGUAUUGUAUGACAGUAUAUGGUCUGUCCUCUCUGUGGAGGCUGUUCAGGGGGAAGAAAUGGAAUGUCCUCAGACAGAGAGUAGACUCCUGCUCUUAUGACCUGGACCAGUUGUUCAUAGGGACGUUACUCUUCACCAUCCUGCUGUUCCUCCUGCCAACCACAGCUCUAUACUACCUAGUGUUUACCCUGCUCCGCCUUGUGGUAGUAAUGUUCCAGGGAGUUCUCCACCUCAGUGUUGACUUCAUCAACUCCUUCCCUCUGUUCGCCAUGGGCCUCCGACUCUUCAGAUCCUACAGACUGGCAGAGGGGGUGAAGUUCAGAGUGCUCUGUGAGGAACCAGGAACACCUCUACACCUUAUGAUGGAUAUUAACCCUCUGAAGGCGAGCAGUGUGGUUCAGACCUACAGGACCCCCACCUACAGCUGCUACCCUAAAGACUCCUGGCUGGCUCUCUGCAAGAAGCUGUUCCUGGGAGAACUCAUCUACCCCUGGAGACACAAGACUACCAAGAUAGACUAGGAGACACAAGACUACCAAGAUAGACUAGGACCAGGGGAGAGAGACAAAGGGGAGAGAUGGGGAGAGAGAGAUGGGGGAGGCUGUUUCUGGGAGAACUCAUCUACCCCUGGAGACACCACCAAGAUCAACUGAGACCAGGGGAGAGACAGAAUAGAGAAGGGGGGAGA
This is a messenger RNA of Oncorhynchus gorbuscha (pink salmon), 2178 nucleotides long. RefSeq names its product phosphatidylinositol N-acetylglucosaminyltransferase subunit Q-like. The record is from RefSeq and is a predicted model, not a curated record. The transcript is spliced from 15 exons. Lineage: Eukaryota; Metazoa; Chordata; Actinopteri; Salmoniformes; Salmonidae. The coding region runs from base 242 to 2011 and encodes 589 amino acids. Gene Ontology annotation, cellular component: membrane; endoplasmic reticulum. Gene Ontology annotation, biological process: GPI anchor biosynthetic process.